ACUUUUUACAUCGCCUCCAAACAACAGAAACAACUCAAAAUUAGUCGUUACGACUUCACUCCAGCUAAGGUUGCUAAUUUGACAAACUUCCAAAAAGGAUACCGAUGAUUAGUGUCGGGUGAGCGAGCAGUCGUUUGUGCAAUGACAGCUCUGCUUAUCGACUGCCUUUGUUUGGGUCUUCAUUCGAAUGUAAAGGAGUGAUCACCAUGGUGGGUGUGGCCUGCAGGUUGGAUCAGGUGAGGGUGUGAUUCCCGCCGCACCGUGUUGGAGGCAAACAUAUCUGGACUGAAGAAGAAUGGCUCGGAAUGUGAACUUUGACCUGAACCACCCUCAAAUGGAAGCCGGGCUUGAAAGUCCGGUUGAUGAGGAGGGUGUUCAUGACUCGUUUCACCAACUGAUAAAUGAGCAGACACAGAGAGGAGCGAGGUCUGAUGCCUACGAGCUGCAGCUGCUACAAGAAGACCUGGAAAAGGAGAAUGAAGAUGAAAUCUUGUACAUGCCUGACUCCAGAGGGGACCUCAGGGAUCAGAGACGACAUGGGAGAGGAGAGGACCUCGUUGAGGAUGAAAGCCAGACGGACCCCCUUAUAGCAGAUCGGUGGUCCUCAGCCACCCUGAAGAUCCUGUCGUCCAUGCCCAGUCGCACCAUUGGCCGCAGCAGAGGAGCCAUUAUCUCUCAGUACUACAACAGAACCAUGAAGCUGCGGAGACGCAAACAGAGCCGGCCCACCAUCCACGAGUUCUCUCGCUCAGCCAGGCCCAGCAUCCUCGGCUACGGCAUGGAGACGGACGGCACUGAGGAAGAAACAAAGAAACGAGAACGGCUGGUGAACAACCUGCAGAAUCUGUCUGUGAGUGACCGGGUCAGGAUGCUGCGAGGGAUGCCUCUGAGUGUCCCUGAAAAAAGGGAACUUAGGAGGUUAGCAUUACAGAAGGAGCGCCGCACGCUCUCAGGCAGCCAGAUUCCCUGCUACAGUCGACUCAAAUAUUACAUCAUCAUUGCUGUGAGACAUGGCUGGUACAGCUUGCUCUCCUUCCUUCACUCCCUCCAGUUGUGGCAGGUGGCCCUGAAGCGAGUGAGCGGACGUUUCGGCACUGGAGUCCUCUCUUACUUCCUCUUCCUCAAGACCCUCCUCUUCUUCAACCUCUUCCUCUUCCUGGUGACCGGUGCGUUCUUGGUGCUUCCACAAGCGGUGCAUCCUCCGAAACUGUUGCAGGAGAGACCAAAGUUCGCAGGAUUGGAGCUGCUCACUGGAGCGGGUUAUUUCACAGACACAGUGAUGUACUAUGGGUACUACUCAAAUUACACGCUAUUGAGAGGUUGCGACCACGGGGGGAAGAAUGAGUCCGACCAGACCAGUCCGGAGUGUGAGCCCGGACGCCUCUCUUACAAAAUGCCUCUUGCCUACUUCUUCACCAUCAGCAUGUCUUUCUUCAUCACGUGUAUUAUACUUGUUUACAGUAUGUCCAAAACAUUUGGGCAGAGUUUCCGAAUCGACAAAUCUCACAGUAUCCUGGCCAUGAAGGUGUUCUGCUCCUGGGACUUCAAGGUCAUCAAGGGCUCUUCAGUGCAACUCAUGUCUGAGAAUAUCUGCACUCAGAUCAAGGAACUGCUUGCUGAAGUCAAUCAUAAGAAGGUCACCAUCACCAUGUGCCAGAGACUGCGGAAGCUGAUGAUUCACACUCUGGCCUGGUUGAUUUGCAUCACCUGCAGCACAGCCUGCUUGCUUGGCAUUUACUACUUAUCAGAACACAUGCACCAGGUGAGAGUUCAUCUGAAAAGUGACGACCACUUAAAAAGCCCGAGCACAGAUCAUGUCUUUUCCUCACAGAACCUCCAGCAUAGCGUCCGCUUCAUUCAGGACCCGCUGGUGAAUGAGGCCAGUCUUCUGGCGCUUCCUGUGGUUGUGUCCCUCAUAAACAUGCUGUUGCCAGGCCUGUUCUACUUGGCAGCCUGGAUGGAAGACUACGAGUCACCGUCCGUACGCACAUAUGUGGCCAUCUGCAGGAACCUGAUGUUAAAAGUGAGCAUUCUCGGGGUGCUCUGCUACCACUGGCUGUAUCGAGUGGCUUCCAACCCGUCGAGUAUUGGCCUGCCGUGUUGGGAGACGUUUGUAGGGCAGGAGCUUUACAGAUUCCUGCUGAUGGACUUCAUCUUCACUCUGCUGGACACUCUGUGUGGGGAACUGCUUUGGAGGGUGUUUUCUGAGAAGGUGCUUCAGAGACGGAGGAAGCCUGUGUUUGAUAUCGUCAGGAACGUAUUGGAGCUCAUCUAUGGACAGUCAUUGGCCUGGUUGGGAGUUCUUUUCACUCCGCUUCUGCCUGCUGUGCAGAUACUGAAGCUGCUGCUGCUCUUCUACAUCAAGAAGAGCAGUGUGAUGAUGAACUGUCAGGCCCCCAGGAAGCCCUACAGAGUCAGCCAGAUGACUACGAUCUUCAUCACGCUUCUCUGCUUCCCAUCUUUUCUCGGCGCCUCUGUGUGCGUCACAUACACUAUGUGGAGCAUCACCCCGUCGUCGUCCUGCGGCCCGUUCCGUGAGCUCAAAACAAUGUUUCAGGCUGGCAAAAUCUGGGUGCAAGAACUGGAAAAAGACAACCCCAAACUUUCAGUGCUAGCCAGUGUCCACACAUAUCUAGUGGAAAACCCAUUUUUCCUGUUUGUGGGAGCUGGGAUCUUUCUCAUCGUCAUUUACUUCCAUAUCCAAGUUGUGGAUGGCCAGAGAAAGAUCAUCAGCUUGUUGCAGGAGCAAAUACAAAAUGAGGGAGAAGACAAAAAAUUCCUCAUCACUCGUCUGCAGUCCGUCCAUGAGAAGAAAAAGAGUCCAGCUCGACGACUCACCAGUCAAGACUCUUCCUGUUGAAACCAAACCUCUGUGGUCCUGGUCUGAAGACGUCUCUCCCCCUCCCCGGCCUGGCAGCACUGGAACAUGGAGAACUAUCAUCAACCUUCAGUGUGGGCACAAUUUUAAGGGGCGAAAACAGGGCAUCAGUCCACUUUUUAUUACUCACUAAGUUUUAAUGACAUGAUAUGCAUUAUGACCACCCUGCCAUCAUCGUUUCACCAUUCAACUGGCAGCUUUUGUUCUGUGUUUGUGGUCAGCGCGGUUUAUGAGUGGUUGCUAGCUGGGGUUAUGGAUCAAAACAGGAUGUUAAAAGCCCUUUUUGAUAAAACUUUUACAUAAAGAAGUUGAUCACAGACUUCCUCCUACUGAGCUGUGUAGCCGUAGGUCAGUCCAGAAACUGAAAAAACUGCUGUGGCUCACAGCAUGGCGACACUUUUCUGUCUGGAGCUUUUAGCACAAUGAGAACAAUAGUAGUUUAUUUGUUGGAUAGCAGCCAAUGAGAGACAUCAAUGAGCUGUGUCCUUCCUCAGAUCCCCACACUUCCUUCCUUAAACUGCAUUUGAAUGCACUCACGAGGCAGCAAAAAGGGAAAACGAAUUAGGUGGUCAUAAUGUUUUGACUCAUAGUGUUUUGACAGUAAAAGGAUCUAUAUUUGCAUAUAUUUUCAUCUCUUGAAGUAGCACUUUGAUUGAAACUGUGACAAUAUUUUAACCUCAUUUGCUCAAAUAAUUGUAUUUUAAAUGUUUUUAUAUGUGUUUUUAUGUUGAUUUAGUAAAGGAGAAUGAUUGUACAGGGCCUUACUUUAGUGGAAGUUGACUGUUGUUUUGUUCGGAAGACAAGUUUGUAAUCGUUUAUUAAAUUAUCUUUUAUCAUGUCUGUGUGUAGCCUCUGAAGAAUUAUGAAAUGUUGGGUUUGUUUACCUUAGAUUUUGGAACUUGAUUUGAUGUCUUUGAUCUAUCUUUUUCAAAUGUUAUUAUCAUAUUCCAAAUAGUUAAUUUCACAAAUUACAAAUGUGUUAUUGUAUAUGGGUAAAAUUAUGUAUUCGUAUAUAAUAUAAUUCCAAAUGUUUUCUAAAUAUUUAAGAUUACAUGAUAUCAGAAAUGAAUAAUAAAGACAAAUGAAUAA
This is a messenger RNA of Synchiropus splendidus (mandarinfish), 3967 nucleotides long. Its product is annotated as transmembrane channel-like protein 6. Bases 296 to 2860 code for a protein of 854 amino acids. Gene Ontology annotation, molecular function: mechanosensitive monoatomic ion channel activity. Gene Ontology annotation, cellular component: plasma membrane. The transcript is spliced from 20 exons. NCBI's taxonomy places the organism in Eukaryota, Metazoa, Chordata, Actinopteri, Syngnathiformes, Callionymidae. The record is from RefSeq and is a predicted model, not a curated record.